UUCGGAUAUGGGGAUAUGGCUGAGUGCUCUUCCUAUGAGAUGUCCAGGUUGACAAUUGCAUUUUUCGCCCUCUCUGGUCUGGAUAUGUUGGAUUCCUUAGAUGUGGUGAACAAAGAUGAUAUAAUAGAAUGGAUUUAUUCUCUGCAGGUCCUUCCCACAGAAGACAGAACAAACUUGAAUCGCUGUGGCUUCCGAGGCUCUUCGUAUUUGGGGCUGCCAUUCAAUCCAUCCAAGGGUCCUGGUAUAUCUCAUCCAUACGACAGUGGCCACAUAGCAAUGACUUACACUGGAUUAUCAUGUUUGGUUAUUCUUGGCGAUGACCUGAGUCGAGUGAACAAAGAUGCCUUAUUGAUUGGAUUGAAGGCUCUCCAACUGGAAGAUGGAAGUUUCUGCGCUGUGCUUGAAGGUAGCGAGAAUGACAUGAGAUUUGUGUACUGUGCUUCCUGUAUCUGCUACAUGCUCAACAACUGGUCAGGCAUGGAUAUGAAGAAGGCAAUAGACUAUAUUAGAAGAAGUAUGUCAUACGAUAAUGGGCUGGCACAGGGAGCUGGGCUGGAAUCUCAUGGUGGCUCCACGUUCUGUGGAAUUGCAUCAUUGUGCUUGAUGGGUAAAUUGGAGGAAGUCUUCUCUGAAAAAGAACUGAACAGGAUAAGAAGAUGGUGUAUAAUGAGGCAACAGAAUGGCUACCAUGGACGGCCCAACAAACCUGUGGACACGUGUUACUCCUUCUGGGUGGGAGCAACUCUUAAGCUCUUAAAAAUAUUCCAGUAUACCAAUUUUGAGAAAAAUAGGAAUUAUAUCUUGUCAACUCAAGAUCGCCUUGUUGGUGGAUUUGCAAAGUGGCCAGACAGCCAUCCAGAUGCUUUACAUGCCUAUUUUGGGAUCUGUGGCCUGUCAUUAAUGGAGGAAUCUGGCAUUUGCAAAGUUCACCCUGCCCUGAAUGUAAGCACCAGAACCUCAGAGCGCCUUCACCACCUCCAUGAGAUCUGGAAAACUAAGGACUCUAAACAGUGUUCAGAUGACAUGCAUAUCUCUACAUGACUGAUUUAGGCUCAAGUUUAGUGUCGUAGCAUCACUGUAGCCCAGGGUUAAAAGCCAUGUAUAACCAAUGUGCUCUUUAAGUGCUGGAGUCCUACAAUCAAAUCCAUGUUCCGGGCAUCACUUUGAUAGCGGACAGCCUUUGGUGAGUUAUUUGGCACUGGGGUAAAAGGAAAUAAUUGCAGUUAUGUAGAAGUUCUUUGCUGCAGGCUCUGUAAAGGCUCUUCAAACAGCUUGUCCUUCUAAGAAAUUCCUUGAAGCAAAUUUAACUCUUCAGUUUAUAUUUUUUUUAAUUAGUGCAUACUGUGUCAAGCUGUGUAACAGGGAAAGUAUUUUCAAAAUCUGUUUACAUAUCAUACAGUAUAGCACUAAAUUUUGGAGUUCUUAAUGACCUUAUUAUUUGACACAUUUUUGGGUAGAGAAUCUCCUACAUUAAGCCUCAUUAAAGGUUACCUUUUUUCAUCUACUUUCAGAU
Messenger RNA from Alligator sinensis (Chinese alligator), 1513 nucleotides. RefSeq names its product protein geranylgeranyltransferase type I subunit beta (gene PGGT1B). The record is from RefSeq and is a predicted model, not a curated record. The coding region runs from base 16 to 1041 and encodes 341 amino acids. Gene Ontology annotation, molecular function: CAAX-protein geranylgeranyltransferase activity. Lineage: Eukaryota; Metazoa; Chordata; Crocodylia; Alligatoridae. The transcript has 9 exons. Gene Ontology annotation, cellular component: CAAX-protein geranylgeranyltransferase complex. Gene Ontology annotation, biological process: protein geranylgeranylation.